Perognathus longimembris pacificus (Pacific pocket mouse) is the source of this 1155-nucleotide messenger RNA. It is a transcript of the gene Grpr, whose product is annotated as gastrin releasing peptide receptor. The transcript is spliced from 3 exons. Gene Ontology annotation, biological process: G protein-coupled receptor signaling pathway. NCBI's taxonomy places the organism in Eukaryota, Metazoa, Chordata, Mammalia, Rodentia, Heteromyidae. Gene Ontology annotation, molecular function: G protein-coupled peptide receptor activity. The record is from RefSeq and is a predicted model, not a curated record. The coding region runs from base 1 to 1155 and encodes 384 amino acids. Gene Ontology annotation, cellular component: membrane.
AUGGAUCCAAACCAUUGCUUUCUUCUGAACUUGGACGUGGACCAUUCCAUGUACUGCAACGUCUCCAAUCACAGUGUGGAUCUCCCCAUGAAUGGAGACUGGUUACACCCAGGGAUCCUCUAUAUUAUUCCUGCAAUUUAUGGGGCUAUCAUCCUGAUAGGCCUCAUUGGUAACAUCACUCUGAUCAAGAUCUUCUGCACAGUCAAGUCCAUGCGAAAUGUGCCAAACCUAUUCAUCUCCAGUCUGGCUUUGGGAGACCUGCUCCUCCUGGUAACGUGUGCUCCUGUGGAUGCCAGUAGGUACCUGGCUGACAGAUGGCUAUUUGGCAGGAUUGGCUGCAAGCUGAUCCCCUUUAUACAGCUUACUUCCGUGGGGGUAUCUGUCUUCACACUUACAGCCCUUUCGGCAGACAGGUACAAAGCUAUUGUCCGACCAAUGGAUAUCCAGGCAUCGCAUGCCCUAAUGAAGAUUUGCCUGAAAGCUGCCUUGAUCUGGAUCAUCUCCAUGCUGCUGGCCAUCCCAGAGGCUGUGUUUUCUGAUCUCCAUCCCUUCCAUGAGGAAAGCACCAAUCAGACCUUCAUUAGCUGUGCUCCAUACCCACAUUCUAAUGAACUGCACCCUAAAAUCCACUCUAUGGCUUCCUUUCUGGUCUUCUACAUCAUCCCGCUGUCAAUCAUCUCUGUCUACUACUACUUCAUUGCCAAAAACCUGAUCCAGAGUGCUUACAAUCUUCCCGUGGAAGGGAAUAUACAUGUCAAGAAGCAGAUUGAAUCCCGGAAGCGACUUGCCAAGACAGUGCUGGUGUUUGUGGGUCUCUUUGCCUUCUGCUGGCUCCCCAAUCACGUCAUCUACCUGUACCGCUCCUACCACUACUCUGAGGUAGACACCUCCAUGCUCCACUUUGUCACCAGUAUCUGUGCCCGCCUCCUGGCCUUCACCAACUCCUGCGUGAACCCCUUUGCUCUCUACCUGCUGAGCAAGAGUUUCAGGAAACAGUUCAACACCCAGCUCCUCUGCUGCCGGCCAGGCCUUAUGAACCGUUCCCAUAGCACUGGCAGAAGCACCACCUGCAUGACCUCUUUCAAAAGCACCAAUCCCUCUGCGGUCACCUUCAGCCUCAUCAAUGGAAAUAUCUGCCAUGAGGGGUAUGUGUAG